Messenger RNA from Brenthis ino (lesser marbled fritillary), 1425 nucleotides. The record is from the annotation of a GenBank genome assembly. NCBI's taxonomy places the organism in Eukaryota, Metazoa, Arthropoda, Insecta, Lepidoptera, Nymphalidae.
AUGUGGGAUCCAACUCACGUACAAGUUACAGUGCAACGAGCUAAAGGCUUACUUAUUAAAGGCAAAAACGGUACAAAUAACUGUUUUGUUACAAUCUCGCUUGCAAAAGAAAAAUUUCAAACUUCUGUAAAACAUAAAGCUACAGAAAAUGUUGAAUGGUAUGAAGAAUGUGAAUUACGAAUUCCAUCUCAGGGUAAUACUGCUGAAAUAGUUUUAAAAGUUUACGAUGAAGACUUUGUUAAGGAUCACUUAUUAGGUCAGAUAUCGAUUCCGUUAAAAGAACUCGACGUGUAUGAACGACCAAGAAACCGCUGGUACACUCUCCAAGGAAAAUCAGGCAAGGAAAAUGAUAAAAAUAGGGGUGAACUGGAAGUUAAAAUUGGUUUUACUGUUAAAGAAGGAAGUUUAAAUGACCUUAGUAAAAAGGACAAGCACAAAUCAUCUUUAUCCAGCAUUGCUCAGAAUGUUGGAGGUAGCCUCAUGAGUAUUGGAAGCAUUGAAAAACGUAAAGGCCUAAAAAAAUUAGCAAAAAAUUUGGGGUCUAAGAUGAAUUUGACAAAAAAGGAUAAAAAGAGUGAAUCUUUAUCAUUAGGUGGCAGUGUCGGGAAUCUUAGAACUUCUGUGUUGUCUACUCCAGAUACAUCUACUCCAAAGAGAUCUUCAGCUGAAGCAGACCCAGGUGUUAUUAGUGAAGAUGAAGAUGAAUUUGCUUUUGACGACUUAUCACAUAAAAGUUCUGGAAGCUCUCUUAAUGUUCAAACCUCAUUUGCACCCAGAGGAGUGAAAUAUACACCAUCCCCUGUUAAUGCUUCACUUGAAAAUUUAGGUGGAGGGGAAUUCUUAAGACGAUCUACAAGUAGUACUUUAGCAGUGCCAGAAAAAACAGCACCCCUCAAACCAGUUCGUUUGAGUCUUGAUACAUUUACAGCUCCACAAUUACCAAUGCAAGUUCUUAAUAAAGACGAUGAGUGGUCUCAAAAACUCUAUCCUAGAAAAUCAAUCAGUCAAACUAUGAUAGACAAAGAGAAAUCUUCAAGUCUAGAAAGAAACAAAAAGUUGGACAGUCCCAGUUCACUUAAAGAGAAACCCAGCCCUAAAUUCUUUAAAAAGUUUGGCAAUAAUAAACAAAAAAAACUUUUAGAAGAAAGAAUUAUAGUUGGUGAGGAAAACAUUGUUGAGGAAGAUACUAUUAAUCCUGCCUUUAAUAAUAUCCCUAAAACAGUUCUUCAACAAUUUAAUGAUAUGACCCGAGAAGAUCUCAUAGUCAUGAUUUAUAACUUACAAAAGGAUGUUGAUUCAGAAAAGAAAAAAAACAAAGAUCUUGAAAAUUAUUUAGAUGAUUUAUUACUGCGAGUAAUGGAAACAACACCAAGGAUUCUACAAAAUCCUUAUGUCAGAAAUAAUAGUAUGCAUAUUAGAAACAAA